GGGUCUUUCCUCUGGGGAUGUGCUGAUCGGGGCUUGUGGUUCGGUUCGGAUGCGCUGGAUCAGGAUAUAUUCUGGACAUUGGUUCUGAUUCGGUUCUGUUUGGUUCCUGAGUGGACUGACGCGGUUCUGAGGCGGAUCCGGGACGCGCGCGGGCUCACCAUGACGCUGUGGAGAUAUUAUUAUGUUGGAGUUCUGGUUGUCUUCUUCAGAUUGGACCGGGUUCGGCCACUCAUCCUGGAGUCCAUCUACUGGAACACGACCAACACCAAAUUUGUGCCGGGCCAAGGCGUGGUUUUGUACCCGCAGAUUGGGGACAAGUUGGACAUUGUGUGUCCGCGGGUGGACGGCGGCGUGAGCGACGGCGUUGAGUACUACAAGGUGUACAUGGUUCCCAGGGAGCAGCUGGAGAGCUGCACCAUCACCAAGGCCGACACGCCGCUGCUGAACUGCGUCAAACCGGACCAGGACGUCAAGUUCACCCUGAAGUUCCAGGAGUUCAGCCCCAACCUGUGGGGCCUGGAGUUCUUCAAGGGGAAGGAUUACUACAUCAUCUCGACGUCUAACGGCACCAUGGAGGGCAUCGACAACCAGGAGGGAGGAGUCUGCAAAACCAAGUCCAUGAAGAUCGUCAUGAAAGUGGGACAGAAUCCCUCUGACCCAAUUUCACCCAAAGACAACCCAACCAGAGUAACCUACCCGACAAAGCCUUCGAGUGACAAGGACAACAGGAAGAACGACGUUAUUGAGAAACCAGAUUUGGCGUCUAGAGAAGACAAAGAAAACACGGAGAGCGGUGGGAAAUCCUCCAGCGCCAUCGGCUCCGAGGUGGCCAUCUUUGUCGGCAUCGCCUCGGGCAGCGUCAUCUUCAUCAUCAUCAUCAUCAUGCUGGUCCUGCUGCUGCUGAAGUACCGGCGGCGGCACCGCAAGCACUCGCCUCAGCACACGGCCACGCUGUCGCUCAGCACGCUGGCCACGCCCAAACGGAGCGGCGGCGGCAACAACAACGGCUCGGAGCCCAGCGACAUCAUCAUCCCGCUCAGGACUGCUGACAGCGUCUUCUGUCCGCACUACGAGAAGGUCAGCGGGGACUAUGGACACCCGGUCUACAUAGUCCAGGAAAUGCCGCCUCAGAGCCCGGCCAACAUUUAUUACAAAGUCUGAGACGGGUCAUGGAAAGGCGGGACCUGGACGAAUUCACGGGCAGAGCGGAGGAAUGGGUCGGGCACGUUGCUCCUGGCCUACGAGCAGACUCUCGUCGCUCUCUCUCGGUCGACUCCUGCUCCUCUUCUCCGACGUGUCGUCACCUUUUCUUUCCUCUCCACGUUUUGCUGGUGUCUGCGCUCCGGUCAAAGUUCCGGUUCUGGGACAAGCAGAGAAGGCCGCUGCUCUCUGGGACGUAGAGCGCCGCUUUAUUUUGUGCACCAGGAUGACGUGAACAACGGAUGUUUGGACGUGGGAGAGGAUUUGUGGAGACUUCUGCCGAUGGUGAACUCACAGGGCCGCUCCUCUGACGUUCACGGGGAACGGAGUGGAUUUAGCAGCUGGACACAGAGGGGGUCUCUCUGGGACUUUUCCUGAUAGACUCACCCGUUCACCCACAUGAUUAACAUCACAUCCACGUGCACAGAAACGCCUCACUGGUCCGUGUGAAGGAGUGUUGUUGAUCACAUCAUCUCAACUCAUCACUGUCCCUUCAGAUGAAGGCUUUAAGAAACUUGUCGUCAUUUCCUCCUUUGUUUUGAAUCAUAUCUGUUUUGAAUAGAGUUCGAGUGCAGAUCGAGUUUUUGUUGUCCCGAUCGUUCACGCAAACGACCCCGCAGAGGCUCGAAGUGUCCCGUCAAAGUGACGGAAAGAACCCGGAGGAGGUCCGCCCAGGUGGACUCUGCAGAGUGGAGGACUUCGUCUCUCAUAGUGCAGCACUUUUACCCCCUCCUCUGUUUUCUUUAGUCCCUCCACCCUCCUCUGCAGUCCACAGAGAGAGACUCUGAUGUUUGGAGACCUGAAAGCAUUCGGGGCAAUAAGAAAUCCAGUUUGCCUUACUGCUGUAAGAUCUGCUCCAGGUUAGUGUAGCUGGCUGAAACAGCUGUAGGUACUGUAACGUUUACCCCCAGGGGUCUAGUGAUGACUAUGGGUACCCUAAGGGCCCAAAAAUCAGCCUGACCGGUGCUCUCCAAUUCUUUUUUUGUUGUUCAACACAGAAACUUUGUCACUGUUCUCAGUCUCCAUUAGCAUUUCCUUUAAGAGUCUCAUUUUUGACCUAAAUAGAUGUACAUUUAAAAAAAAAAAGGACAUUAAAAGAAAAAAAUACAAAAAAUAAAUAA
Messenger RNA from Nematolebias whitei (Rio pearlfish), 2321 nucleotides. RefSeq names its product ephrin-B2a (gene efnb2a). Gene Ontology annotation, cellular component: plasma membrane. Gene Ontology annotation, molecular function: ephrin receptor binding. The record is from RefSeq and is a predicted model, not a curated record. The transcript has 5 exons. Gene Ontology annotation, biological process: blood vessel morphogenesis; ephrin receptor signaling pathway; axon guidance. Bases 160 to 1161 code for a protein of 333 amino acids. Lineage: Eukaryota; Metazoa; Chordata; Actinopteri; Cyprinodontiformes; Rivulidae.